AUGAGGAAACUGAUCGAUGACCUUGACGAUGUCGACAACUACGUGGAAGACAUCAUCGUGCACACAGAGACAUGGGAAGGCCAUUUGGUAGCCCUGGAUGAGUUGUUUCACAGGCUGUCCGAGGCUAAGUUAACGGCGAGGCCUACAAGGUGUGUGAUGGGCGCGAAAGCCAUCGAAGUGAUUGGUCACCAGGUCUCGGAAGGGAUCAGAGGUCUGCAGGAAGAGAAUGUCAGAAAGAUCGAAGGUGCGACCAGACCAAAGACCAAGAAACAGGUUAGGGCGUUCAUCGGGCUGACAGGUUAUUAUCGCGACUUCAUCCCCAAUUAUGCGGCGAAGGCAGCACCUCUAACUGAUCUGACCAAGAAGGGCGCGAAG
Molecule: messenger RNA, 375 nt
Organism: Paramuricea clavata
Lineage: Eukaryota; Metazoa; Cnidaria; Anthozoa; Malacalcyonacea; Plexauridae
Source: the annotation of a GenBank genome assembly